This is a messenger RNA of Periophthalmus magnuspinnatus, 1181 nucleotides long. RefSeq names its product claudin-15-like. Gene Ontology annotation, molecular function: structural molecule activity. Lineage: Eukaryota; Metazoa; Chordata; Actinopteri; Gobiiformes; Gobiidae. Gene Ontology annotation, biological process: cell adhesion; bicellular tight junction assembly. The transcript has 5 exons. The coding region runs from base 365 to 1039 and encodes 224 amino acids. Gene Ontology annotation, cellular component: plasma membrane; bicellular tight junction. The record is from RefSeq and is a predicted model, not a curated record.
UCAUCAAUAGAAGUUUGAUAAUGUUGACACAGUGUUCAAAGCAGGUGUCAGGAUGUGACUAAUGAGUUAAGGCCUAUAGACGUCAGUGCAAAGGUUGGACUUCUCUGUUGUCUCUGAAGUUAAGCAAACACUCAUUUUGUCUUGAAAGAGGCUGAAUAAAGAGGAGAAUAAUGGGGAAAUUAUAAGUUGGCAUUAAUCAUUGAGCUCAGGUUUCAGAGGAGCCCUUCUGAGGUGUUGCUCCGAAAGGGAGAAGCACUCAGACACUGCGCUGCCAAACAAAUAGCUCAGAGGGUGAAUUCACACAGAAACUCAGUUUGAUGCUGUAAAACUUUCUUUUUAACCUGGAUUGUGAAAUCAGGCAAAAAUGAAUGCCAUAGUGGAGGCGUUUGCAUUCUUUCUUGGUUUUCUGGGCUGGUUGAUGGUUGGGAUUGCUCUGCCUAAUCGAUACUGGAGGGUGUCCACUGUGGAUGGUAAUGUUAUUACCACAUCCACCAUCUAUGAGAACCUCUGGAUGUCCUGUGCCACAGACUCAACAGGAGUCCACAACUGCCGUGACUUUCCAUCAUUACUGGCACUGAGUGGGUACAUCCAGGCCUCGAGAGCACUCAUGAUUGCAGCCAUUGUCUUUGGAACAUUUGGUCUUGUUGCGACUCUGGUUGGGAUGCAGUGCUCUAAAAUUGGAGGAGAAAAUUAUGUCCUAAAAGGAAGGAUUGCUGCCAUAGGAGGAGUGUUCUUUCUAUUGCAAGGGAUUUGCACCAUGAUCGCCGUGUCCUGGUAUGCUGCUAACAUCACACAGCAGUUUUUUGAUCAGUUUUAUCCAGGGACAAAGUAUGAGAUUGGAGAGGGCCUGUACAUUGGUUGGUCUUCAGCAACACUGGCCAUUUGUGGAGGGGCAUGUCUGCUGUUUGCAUGCAAAGGAAAACAAAAAGAUGAAAAACUGCCCUAUACGUACCAGCCAUCCUCCAGAAGUCAUGUCUUUUCAGUUAUGGCACCAUCUCAGUCUGUGCCCAGCAACUAUGGGAGAAAUGCUUAUGUUUAAAAGGUUAUAGAAAUACUUUUGUUUGCUUUUUUUUUGUUUUUUUGCUCAAUUUAUGUAAUACACAGAGGGGAGGUUCAAUAAAAAAAAAAAAUCAAACAAAUAUCUGAUUAAAUUUGUCAAAACUAUGACUUAUAGUACUGUA